AUGACAGGCCAACUCGAUUUUAAUGGCUUUGGUGAUGGGAAGCCGCACUUUGUACUGGUUCCGCUGAUGGCGCAAGGCCACAUGAUCCCAAUGGUCGACCUCGGCCUGCUGCUCGCCGAUCGUGGAGUCACGGUCAGCCUCAUCACCACGCCCUUCAAUGCGUCGCGGAUCAUAACCACCAUCGACCAAGCUCGGGAGGCCGGCCUUCCGAUCCGAUUCGUCGAGCUUCCGUUCCCCUUUGCGGAGGUUGGCUUGCCUGAGGGGCUCGAGAACAUCGACGCUGCGACAAGCAUGGAGCCCAUGUCAGCCUUCUUCAGAGCGACCAGUCUCCUUCGGCGGCCACUGGAGCAGUAUCUCCGAGAGCAGUCGCCCUAUCCGAGCUGCAUCAUAUCUGACCUCUGCCACCCAUGGACGCUGGAGGUCGCCCGUAAUCUCCAAGUUCCGCGCCUCACCUUCUUCAGCAUCUGCUGCUUCACCCUGCUUUGCAUCCACAACAUCUGGUACUACAAGGUUUACGACGAUAUGCCCGACGAGCACGAGUCAUUCGUGGUGCCGGGCUUGGCAGAGAGGAUCGAGGUGACCAAGGCCCAAGCGCCGGGGUUCUUCGACAUGCCUGGCUGGGAAAAGAUGGCGGAAGAGGUUCGCGAGGCCGAGUUCGCAGCAGACGGCAUAGUGGUGAACAGCUUCCGCGAUCUGGAGCCGAUCUAUAUCGAGAGCUACCAAAAGGCCAUGCAGAAGAAGGUGUGGACCGUAGGACCAUUCUCUCUCCGCAACAAAUCUGUCGCCGCCAUGGCUGCCAGGGGGAACAGAGCCUCCAUUGACACCGAACAAUGCCUGAGCUGGCUUGACUCGAAGAAGCCGAUGUCGGUGGUUUACGUCAGUUUCGGCAGCCUCACGAAGAUGAACUCAUCCCAGCUGAUGGAGAUCAGCCUGGGACUGGAGGCAUCGAACCACCCGUUCGUUCUGGUGAUCAAGAAGAGCGAGACGAGUGAGAAGGUGGAGGAGUGGAUGGCGGCAGGAUUCGAGGAGAGGAUCGGCUCGAGGGCUCUGGUGAUCAGAGGGUGGUCACCGCAGGUGAUGAUCUUAUCGCACCCAUCGGUCGGGGGGUUCAUGACGCACUGCGGCUGGAACUCGACGCUGGAGAGCAUCACGGCGGGCGUGCCGAUGAUUACGUGGCCGCACUUCGCCGACCAGUUCCUCAACGAGAGGAUGGUCGUCGACGUCCUCAGGAUCGGGGUGUCGCUUGGGGUCAAGGAACCGACGUACUGGGGAACGGAGGCCGGCCACUCGGCCGUGUCCAGGGAUGACGUCGAGAGGGCCGUGAGGAGUCUGAUGGAUGAGGGCGAGGAAGGCAGGGAGAGGAGGCUGAGGGCGAAGGAGCUCGGGGAGAAGGCUAACGAGGCAAUGGAAGAAGGGGGUUCAUCUCGUGCCAAUAUGACACAUUUGAUCGAACACUACACGCGCCACGCCAUGGAAAGCAUGGAAUCAAACGGAGAUUAG
Messenger RNA from Musa acuminata AAA Group (dessert banana), 1500 nucleotides. Its product is annotated as UDP-glycosyltransferase 73C6-like. Lineage: Eukaryota; Viridiplantae; Streptophyta; Magnoliopsida; Zingiberales; Musaceae. The record is from RefSeq and is a predicted model, not a curated record. The transcript has a single exon. Gene Ontology annotation, molecular function: UDP-glucosyltransferase activity. The coding region runs from base 1 to 1500 and encodes 499 amino acids.